CUAGCCUCCACUCUGAGUGACAUCACUGGGGUUUCCCUUGGCAGCUAGAUGUAUAUAACAGCAGCAGUGAGAGUAUCAGUCAAUCAAUCAGCAGGCCUGUCACUACCUACUACCUUCAAAACACAGUCAACCUCUAAUACCACUGUGGGAACUUAGCUACUGAAGUUAUUCUGAGUUUACCAACUUGUAUACCUAUCGCAAACCAGCUUGAUUGACAUUGGAGCUCCAGGCUUCUCUUGGAUACUAAGGACUUUGACGGAAGGUUCUACUACACGAUGGCAGGUGAUUGCAGCAGAGUGAUGUUAGACGUGGAGAGUGGCCCUGUGUACCCAGCAACGACCGUGACCCUGGUACGGGAGAAGUCCACACACCGGUGGAGGCUGUGCGGUGCCCUGCUGGCCAUGGCACUGUGUGUCUCAGCUGCACUUUUCAUCACCUGGAUGAAGAGACAAGAUCAGGUCGAGGAAGUUGAUGAACUUCAGCAUACACUGAGACAACUCUCUGUAAACAGAAAGGCUGCCAUUCAUCUAGAAGGUGAGUACAACGGCAGUGAAAAAUACAAGACCACAGUGGAGUGGACAGACGAUGAGGGCCAGGGACUCUCACAGGGGGGUCUUAAACUCAACAACAACGAGAUUGUGAUCCCCCAGCCGGGCCUAUACUUCGUCUACAGCCAGGUCUCUUUCCGCGUCAGCUGCAAGGCCGACCCCAAGCACCCUAACAACCAGGAGAUGGUUCACCUGAGUAACACGGUCACGCGCUGGUCCCCAAGCUACGGCACCGAAGACAACAAGGAGUACCAGAUGCUGCUCAACUCUGUACGCACCGUGUGUAAGAAGUCUUCCAGCAGCGAGGCGAGCGAAGGACAGUGGUAUAACGCAGUGUAUGUGGGAGCCGUGUUCAGCCUGGAGAAGGGAGACAGGCUCCGGACAGUCACAGAGAACAGGCUCCUGCCCCAUCUGGAGAGUGGAGCUGGGAAAAACUUCUUUGGCGUGUUCGCCUUGUGAGACGGACGAAAAUGGCAUGACGAUAGAGAGGAAGGCUACGUCCCAAAUCACCCUAUACUUUAACUAUCGGUGCACUAUAUAGGGAAUAGGGUGCCGUUUGGGACGUAGCCUCAGUGUGAGGGGGAAAAGGUUCACACAGUUGGAGGGGUUAAACAGCUACGAUGAAGAAGAGGAUAAUGGAAGGUUACCUUAUAGGAGUCUGGGCCGUUUCAUCUACUGAAGUUGACUGAGGUUAAGGCAUCGUGUUGUUUCGUGUUAAAGCCAAUGCAUUUUAUUUUUUAUUUUUU
This is a messenger RNA of Oncorhynchus masou masou (cherry salmon), 1294 nucleotides long. RefSeq names its product tumor necrosis factor a (TNF superfamily, member 2) (gene tnfa). Gene Ontology annotation, cellular component: membrane. The record is from RefSeq and is a predicted model, not a curated record. The transcript has 4 exons. Bases 276 to 1007 code for a protein of 243 amino acids. Gene Ontology annotation, molecular function: tumor necrosis factor receptor binding. NCBI's taxonomy places the organism in Eukaryota, Metazoa, Chordata, Actinopteri, Salmoniformes, Salmonidae. Gene Ontology annotation, biological process: immune response.